AUGUAUUCGAAUGUGCUAUACGGGUUUUCCAUGCCUUUCAUCAAAGCCUCGAUUGUGUUCACGCUAAACCGCAUCACCACCACUAAAUGGCAUCGCUGGGGACUCUAUAUAAUGCUUUUUAUAGCCAGUGUCAUGUCGAUUAUCGGAAUUCUCGCUACUCUCCUCUACUGCCAUCCGGUCCCAGCCUAUUGGAACCCCCUUUUGGGUACCUGUGGCGAUUUCAUGGUGGUUGUUCGCAUCGGUUACGCCUGGACAGCGGUGGGAAUUGUCACAGAUUGGACCUGUGCGAUCUUACCUUAUUUUAUUGUCCGCAAUCUCCAGAUGUCCUCCCGUCAAAAGAUGGUUGUUAUGCUUGUCCUUGGGCUCGGUGCUCUCGCCAGUACCGCCACCAUUGUCCGAGCACCGUAUCUAAAAUACUACCUCGCAACGGAAGAUCGUUUGUAUUGGAGCGGAUAUAUCACCCUUUGGUGCCUCCUCGAAAGUGGCAUUGCUCUCAUCGCCGCUUGCCUUCCCGCGCUUCGCAUUCUGGUACGCAAAUAUAUCGACUCAUCCAAAAACCGCUCGGGUAAUAAAAGCAACGGAUACGCCGCCGAGUCUGGCACCGGUCGAAGUCACAACCGCGCUCCUUCAACACAGCUGGAUAACCUGACUUCUACUGGAAAAACCACGGUUGUUGGUGGGAAAUGGAAAAGGUUGGAAGACGAAAACUCCAGUUCCAGAAAUAUUAUUCAAGAGCACACAAUAUACGUUGAAACGGAGAGUAUCAGUGAUAUUGACAAGCAUUCUUUCACUAGGUGA
This is a messenger RNA of Trichoderma aggressivum f. europaeum, 798 nucleotides long. RefSeq lists its product as uncharacterized. The transcript has 2 exons. Lineage: Eukaryota; Fungi; Ascomycota; Sordariomycetes; Hypocreales; Hypocreaceae. The record is from RefSeq and is a predicted model, not a curated record. The coding region runs from base 1 to 798 and encodes 265 amino acids.